GCCUUGGUUGUUGAUCCCGGAUGUCCACGUCCCCUGCGAGUAGUACCGGUAGUGCGUCGAUUGUGUCGGCGGCGGCGUCGGCCGCCACUGCACCCGACAAUGUCAACCGCACACAUAACACUCCCAAGAAAGCACAGCCACGCAAGAAGAAGCAGCAGCCGUCCCAACAACUUGUUCCAUCGGCCGCGGUAGUGCAAGCCAGCGUCCUUCGACCUAACGCCACCGCCUUUACGCCUCCAACUGGUGCAGCGCCGGACAAAACCCGACAUGGAAAGAAACAACAGCCGCGACAACCCCGAGGAGGUCGAGGGGCCACAGAGCGACCUGUCGGACCUGUGGCACAUCGUUCAACCUCGGCCACAACGGCCGAAGCGACUCCAGCGCCUGGGACAACCACCAUCCCACUUUCCAAACCUUCAAACACACGACGUUCGCGCGGCGGUCGGCAUGGUCGCACACCCAAAGAUGUGUCUGAAACCCACGACAUUGACGUUGACACCGAGUCCACGACGACUGGUGCUGCUACCUCCCUUGAGUUGUGUUUGGUCUGCGCUGAACGGUUUCGAUACCACGCGAUUGGGGAAUGCAACCACUACGGUAUCUGCUCGACCUGUUCCAUGCGCAUGCGUCUGUUGAUGAAGGACUUCAACUGUCCCAUCUGCAAGCAGGCCAACCCGCGCGUGAUCGUCACCGAUACGGUCGCGCCCUACGCGAGCUUUGGCAUCUGGGGCGACACGGGCGGCCCUGGUGUCCUGCUGGACGACCGCGCUGACAUGUUCUUUAGCCACUGCGAAGCCCAUUACGAGGCCCUCGUGCGCCGCCGCGACCUGUACUGCCGCCGAUGUCCAAAGUCCCACCGGCCCAAGUUUCGCGUGCUCGAGGAACUCCAGCUGCACAUGGAGAAUGACCACGCAAUAUACUUUUGCGACCUGUGCGUACAGCACCAGCACUUUUACGUCGGCGAGUACCCGAUGUUUACGAUGAAGGAGCUCAUGCUCCACCAGACCGCCGCAGUGUCGGCCACGGCCCGCGCGCGCCAUCCCCUCUGUGAGUUUUGCCAUGUCCGGUACUACAGCGACGUGGAACUGCAUGUGCAUUUGGAACGCGAUCAUUUCAAAUGUCACCUCUGUCCGGACGUCCAGCACCGGUAUUACCGCAACUACAAAGGCUUGGAAACGCAUUUUCGACGCCAGCACUUGUUUUGCGAAGAUCCGUCGUGCAUUGCCAAGGGAUUUGUCGUAUUCCAACAUGACAUUGACUUUCAAGCGCACAUGGUGUCUGUUCACGGGAACCACGACAACCGCCUUCGCAUUGCGUUUACGGUGCGUCGGGGCAUCGAAGACGACGUGUCGUCGACGACGGGAGGGCGCUUCAAUGACACGUGGGAGUUUGGGGCCCCGCCGCCGUCGGCUUCGUCGCGGCAACGCGAGGAAUUCCCUGCGCUACCUGCCGCGGCUCCGUCCGCUGCGCCGGCGCCUGCCACACGACCGCCGCCACCACCGACGAUCCGUCCUUCGGCUGUUCCCGCUCCGUCGGCGUUGGUGCCCCGCGCAAUGCUGACGCGGAAUGCCCAACUCGCGACCGCGUUUGGCCGAGGGCCCAAGACGGACGACGCUUUGGAAAAGGAACUCGAACCACAAUACUCGCAAGAACUCAAGGAGUGGGGCCGCGUGAAAUUCCGGACGCUUGUGGCUGUGGAAAAGAAGAUCCAAGACAUGAUGGCCGACCGCGCAUGCUUUAGCACUCAUCUAAAGUCGAUGCCUCGGGAAAUGCGACGGAUGAUCCACGAAUUGGCAGUGUUUUACGGUCUCAAGUCGGAAUCCCGCGAUGCCGAACCCAACCGUUUCAUCUCGUUGUACAAGCUGCAAACGUCGACGCUGCCCCCAACUUCGCUAUCCAAAUGCCUCCUGGACGAAGCCCAAGGACCCAAGCGACAGACUCGCCGGGCACGUGUGUAUGUAGAUCGCAACGUCAAGCUGCCGGAAGGUCGGGGAUGGGAAAAGGUCUCGGACGUGCCUGUGGUGGCAGCUCCGCAGGAACCCAAGGACGCGUGGAGCGACGAAGACGACGCCAUUGAAGACGUCAGUGCCUUUGUGCGGCCUGAAGGCAGUUCCACGCGGCUAGAGUUCCUUCGCCGCACAGAUGGCCACGUGUCCGAGUAGAAGGUGUCAUACGUCCAAGUAGAUUAUGGACGUUCGAAAAAUGAUUUCGCGCACAAUUUGUACGUGUUCCGGAUAAUCAACCGGAACUUACACGUCAACUGCAUCCUUAGACUAAUGUAUUGAGCCAGAGUGAGCACGCUACUACAUAACGGUGUCUGGACUUGAACUUAUGUACCAAAGUACAGAGACACA
Messenger RNA from Aphanomyces astaci, 2354 nucleotides. RefSeq lists its product as hypothetical. The coding region runs from base 21 to 2162 and encodes 713 amino acids. Gene Ontology annotation, biological process: rescue of stalled cytosolic ribosome; protein ubiquitination. Lineage: Eukaryota; Oomycota; Saprolegniomycetes; Saprolegniales; Verrucalvaceae. Gene Ontology annotation, molecular function: nucleic acid binding; ubiquitin protein ligase activity; ribosome binding. The record is from RefSeq and is a predicted model, not a curated record. The transcript is spliced from 4 exons.